Oryza sativa Japonica Group (Japanese rice) is the source of this 1899-nucleotide messenger RNA. Its product is annotated as cytochrome P450 704C1. Lineage: Eukaryota; Viridiplantae; Streptophyta; Magnoliopsida; Poales; Poaceae. Gene Ontology annotation, molecular function: iron ion binding; oxidoreductase activity, acting on paired donors, with incorporation or reduction of molecular oxygen; heme binding. The record is from RefSeq and is a predicted model, not a curated record.
AAAAUACCGGACCACAAGCAGUAACUGGAAGUGGAUCAACAUCAUCCGUCUGCUAUAGUCUACUAGUACUUGCAUUGCGGGGAGGGAGACACCUAUUCUGCUAAGCUGCCCACGGCCAUGGAGUCGCCGCUGAGCCAUCCGGCGAUGGUCGCCUUGUCGCUGCUGCUACUCGUGGCGCUCUACCUCGCGCGCCGCGCCGUGCUGGGGAAGAAACGCAGGUAUCCGCCCGUGGCCGGCACCAUGUUCCACCAGCUGCUCAACUUCGGCCGCUUGCUGGAGUACCACACGGAGCUCUCCCGCAAGUACCGCACCUUCCGCAUGCUCACCCCGACCUGCAACUACGUCUACACCGUCGAGCCGGCCAACGUCGAGCACAUCCUCAAGACCAACUUCGCCAACUACGGCAAGGGCCCGAUGACCCACGACGUGCUGGAGGACCUCCUCGGCGACGGGAUCUUCAACGUGGACGGCGGCAUGUGGCGGCAGCAGCGCAAGGUCGCCAGCCUCGAGUUCUCCACCCGUGUGCUGCGGGACUACAGCAGCGCCGUGUUCCGCGACACCGCCGCGGAGCUCGCCGGCAUCCUGGAGCGUGGUCCGGCGGCGAAGGGGCGGGAGAGGGUGGACAUGCAGGAUCUGCUGAUGCGGGCGACGCUGGACUCUUUCUUCAGGGUUGGUUUCGGGGUCAACCUUGGCGUGCUCUCCGGAUCCAGCAAGGAGGGCUUGGUGUUUGCCAGGGCGUUCGACGACGCGAGCGAGCAGGUGCUGUUCCGAUUCUUCGACCUGCUCUGGAAGGUCAAGAGGUUUCUCAACAUCUCGUCGGAGGCAACCAUGAAGCAGUCGAUCCGCACCAUCAACGACUUCGUGUACUCCAUCAUCGACAGGAAGAUCGAACAGAUGAGCAGAGAGCAACACGAAUUCGCCAAGAAAGAGGACAUACUGUCGAGGUUUCUGCUCGAGAGGGAGAAGGAUCCCGGCUGCUUCGACAACAAGUACAUCAGGGACAUCAUACUCAACUUCGUCAUCGCCGGCCGCGACACGACGGCGGGGACGCUGUCGUGGUUCCUCUACGCCGUCUGCAAGAACCAGCGCGUACAGGACAAGAUCGCGAGGGAAGUGCGCGACGCCACCACCGGCGACCGCGACGUCGGCGUCCAGGAUUUCUCUUCAUUUCUGACAGAAGACGCCAUCAACAAGAUGCAGUACCUACACGCAGCGUUGACGGAGACGCUCCGGUUGUACCCUGGCGUUCCCCUCGAUGUCAAAUACUGCUUCUCGGAUGACACGUUGCCGGACGGGCACGCGGUGAAGAAAGGAGACAUGGUGAACUACCAACCGUACCCCAUGGGCAGGAUGAAGUUCCUGUGGGGCGACGACGCCGAGGAGUUCAAGCCGGAGCGGUGGCUCGAUGACAGUGGUAUGUUCGUCGCCGAGAGCCCCUUCAAGUUCACGGCGUUCCAGGCGGGGCCACGAAUCUGCUUGGGGAAGGAGUUCGCGUACAGGCAGAUGAAGAUCGUUUCGGCUGUCCUUCUCUACUUCUUCAGAUUCGAGAUGUGGGAUGACGACGCCACCGUGGGUUAUAGGCCGAUGCUGACUCUGAAAAUGGAUGGCCCGUUCUAUCUCCGCGCAUUGGCCCGGUGAAGCUUCACACCAUAUCAAAAGUUCAAAACUCAAGGGCGGCGCUGGUCUAUUUCAUCCAUUUUGGCGGGGAUAAUGACGGUUAGAUAUGGUUGUCGAAGACAACAGUGCUCCUAAGGUGUAGGUAUGUAAGAAAAAUAACGUGUGUAUUAUACUCUUAAAAACUUUUUACUAGAGGGCUAUGUGUACUCCCUCCGUUCCACGUAAUAAGACACGAUCAAACAUGACACCAUCAUCAAAAUUAAUCUGACUUUAAAUUUAUCA